This is a messenger RNA of Rangifer tarandus platyrhynchus (Svalbard reindeer), 735 nucleotides long. The record is from the annotation of a GenBank genome assembly. Lineage: Eukaryota; Metazoa; Chordata; Mammalia; Artiodactyla; Cervidae.
AUGCGGGCGGCCGGCGGCAUCCAAAGCCCGCAACCGGGGAACGGGCCUCAGUCCGGGGCGGGUCCCCACCAAGCACGCCGGCUCACCAGGAAAGCCCUCCAGUGGGAACAGGCGCCACCCCUUUUCCCACUAAACGUGCGUCCCGACACGCGCACACACUGCUCACACUGGCCCUCCGUGCUGACCACGGGAACUCUGCAGUCUUCGCUCAGGACCUCUGAAAAGGUUAGCAGGGAAAGGCAGGGCCUGGCUCGGCCGAGCCCACAGCUCCUCAGGCCUCCGGUGUGGGUCCGGAGCCCCGGCCGGCAGGCUCUGACAAAGCCUGGCGGGGCCAGAGAGAGACCUGCCGGCUCCAGGACAUGGGGGACCGUCCUCCCCAGAGGCCAGGCCGGACCAGCUCCCCACGCCCGGGCGCUGCCCCCUUCACGGGGGCUGGCGGGCUCCCCGUCCCGGUUCUGCACCACAGAGGCCUCCGUGGCCACAGCACUCUCCGAAAAGCCAUCACCAAGGACGAAUUCUCUGAUGCUCCACGCACACCUAAGGUGCACACCUAGGGUGGCCGGGGUGAAGGAUGCUUGCUUGAGGGCUCACUCAGGCGCAGCCGGAAGAGACCCGUCCUACCAAAGCCUGCUGCCAAAUUCUAGAAACACCAGCGGCCUGCGGACAGAGGCGGCCACAGGUCCCGCCGGGACGGCGCCCCGCACCCAAGCCUACCGCACCGACUCUGCGCGCUGA